Eremomyces bilateralis CBS 781.70 is the source of this 1481-nucleotide messenger RNA. Its product is annotated as Clavaminate synthase-like protein. Bases 456 to 1481 code for a protein of 341 amino acids. The record is from RefSeq and is a predicted model, not a curated record. The transcript is spliced from 4 exons. NCBI's taxonomy places the organism in Eukaryota, Fungi, Ascomycota, Dothideomycetes, Eremomycetales, Eremomycetaceae. Gene Ontology annotation, molecular function: oxidoreductase activity.
UCAUUUCUUUCUGCCAGAGCGUUUCUUCAGUCGGUUUUAAGGACUGAUGUUCCCCCAUAUUCGUUAGGGCUUCAUCAUCUUCUUCUGGUUAUGCAGUCUUCAAUUCGUCACAGUUUCCCUUCCAUUUUUGGAUACUAAUCCAUGACUCGGUGUUCAGUGUGAAUUGCUUACCUGCAUACAAUAGGUCACGACCAGACUGAUACCUGAGUCCUGCCUAAACCCCUCCUUGAUUGUGUUAUCCUAGUGGAGAGAUUGUCUGAUGGAUGUUACGCUCCCGAUUCUUAUUCGUUUCUAAGGACUAACCGGUAAAUCGAGCGAGAUGCAGGAAGGAGGUAUGUUGCUUCCGGCAGGAUUUCCUGAAAGCCUUCCUAAGCCCAUGGCCUGGCUUCCCCAUGAAAUCGACGAGGCAACCUAUACGCAUUCUUUGACCGGCACCGAGCUAGGGGAGAUCAAGGAUGCCCUCUUUUUGUUCAAGGGUAUCCAUCUCGCUCAAAAUGUCCAACAACUCGCUAAUAUCUACAGCAUUGGAGCUGGAUGGGCACCAGGUCAGCCCGCAAAAUUUCCGCCUGCCAACAUUGGGACCGAUUCUCCUUUCUCUAGCGCGCAAACUGCAUGAAGGUUGCGGAUUUUUUUUGCUCAGAGGCCUGGAUCCAUGCGAAUUCAGUACCGCGGAUAAUGUCUUGAUCUUCUUGGGUAUUGCCAGCCACAUUGGCAAUCUCAGAGGACGGCAAAACAAGAACAGACAUAUGCUCACCCAUGUCACCGACGUCAUUUCCCCAGUCCCUCGGUCUAAGCGGCAUGGGAUCAAUUCAACUGUGGAGAUUGAGUCGCACACGGAGGUCAUCAGUGACAUUCUGGCACUCCAGACCAUCCGAAAGGCGGCGACUGGUGGUACAACGACCAUUUCCCCGCUUUGGUCGAUAUACAAUGAUCUGGCGAAACGAAGACCGGAUGUAAUUCGCCUCCUCAGUGAGCCAUUGUGGCCUUUGCAAAAUCCAUAUACGCCACCCAACAUAUGUCGACCGCUUCUCUUCCACACGAACGGCAAGGUGAUUCUAAGUUUCGAUCCGGGUUCACUCCGAAGACUCGAAACCGAGACUGUUCCCGGUGUCCCUCCACUCUGCGACUCCCAACUCGAGGCAAUCGAGGUGCUUCUUUCGACGGCCGCCCAAUAUCGAUAUCCGGUCACAGCCCAACCAGGCGAUAUGCUUUUCAUCAACAAUUUCAGCCAUAUGCAUUCGCGCUCAGCAUAUGUAGACGAGGGAUGUCAACGACGGCAUCUUAUCAGAUUGUGGCUGCACAACCAGGAGCUGGGAUGGCAACUUCCGGGGCAUUUACGACCAUCGUGGGAAAAGGUGUUCGCAAAUGACGACAACAUGCCUGAAAAGUAUCCGGUGGAGCCUGUUCCUAUUUACAAGGCUCCGAGGAUUACGAUGGGAAGCGGGAGCACCCAUCUAAUUGAAGACGACUCAGAUGAUUGA